AUGAUAUAAUAAUGAUGGAGGAGUUUAAUUGAAGCUAAGAAUCAAGAAUAAAAAUGAUUAUAAGUAAACAAAGAAUGUUCAAUUAAGCUGUAGAUCAAUGAUUAGACUCAUCACCAACUUUGAGCUUGCUUCCUUCUUAUUACAUUGAUGGGACUGGAAACCCUUUUACAUGCUUUUACAGCUACUGAAAUUGAAACGAAUGAAUGAACAAUGGCUUCGUCUCCUUCUUUUUUUUUUGGGGGUUCUGUAACAAACAGAGUAGAAAAUGACAUAAAAGAGAAAAAGACAUGGAGGCAAACUCUCACGUCACAACAAAACACACACACACACACACUGACACACAUACACAAAUUCUAACAGGCAACUACCCCAAUCCCACCGUCAUUAUUACUAUAUUACUUCUCCCUCUGCAGUCUGCUCUGCAAAUUUGAUCCCUUAUUCUUAUCUUUUGAUUUUCCCUUUAGUUUUUGCCUUAUUUGUGUUGGGCAUUUGGGAGUACUAAAUAAAUUCAUUCUAAUUCUAUUGUUGUUAGUUGCGAAAAAGCCUCUAUUUUUUUUUUUCUUUCGCUUUCUCUUUUUCAUAUUAAUAGAAAUUUCCUCUCUGAAAAACUUCCCUCUUGAUUUGAUCAAAUUUCUGUCCUUCAAAAUUCCCAAUUGUUUGUGUGCUAUAUGUGAUUGAUUCUUUGAAAAUUUUCAUUGUUGGGUUUUUUUCUGUAACCCGCCGCCUAAAAGAAAUUUUAGACGGCAAGAACAAUGAAACAAUUGGGUUACAACCACCAACUGAGCAAGAAGAAUCCUUUUUCAUCUUUGCUUGUCAAGUUUGCGGUUUGUUUUGUAUUAUUCGGAAUCGCAUACCGCUUGUUUUCCACCAGCUUUGUACAGUUUCCAGCAAUUCCUUCCUUUGUUGAGGUCACUCAAUCAUCAUCAUCACCAUCACCACCACCACCAACAACAACAUCAGCUACAUUUGAAGAUGAGGAUAAUGCUGGUGGGCCUCACGUAACAUUGCCGCCGCCAUCACCACCACCGCCACCACCUCCGGUGUCGGCCGAUGUGGAGAGUGGGGAUUUUGAAGAAACUGAUUUGUGAAGCUUCUCGAGAGGAUUUCAGUUUGAGACUAAUAGCGAGUUGAAUGAUGUUUCUUGCAUCAGGAACAUGUGAUUUAUUUGUGGGAGAUUGGAUUCCAGACGCUAGUGGUCCUUAUUAUACCAACCGGACUUGCUUUUCGAUUGAAGCUCACCAAAAUUGUAUGAGGAAUGGGCGGCCCGAUGCAGAUUAUAUUUAUUGGAGGUGGAAACCAAGACACUGCGAUUUACCUAGGUUUAAUGCAAAGAUCUUUUUGAACGUCAUGAGGAACAAAUCAUUAGCCUUUAUUGGCGACUCGAUAAUGCGUAACCAUGGCCAAUCAUUGCUAUGCAGUCUUUCUGAGGUGGAAGAAGCCGUUGACGUGUACCACGACAAGCCGUACAAGAACAGGAGAUGGACAUAUCCUAGCCAUAAUUUCACGCUCUCAGUUCUUUGGUCUCCUUUCUUAUCCAAAGCGUCCAUUUUUGAAGACGACAAUGGGGUGACGUCAGGCUUAACUCAGCUUCAUCUAGACGAGUUAGACACCGUUUGGACACGAGAGUUCAAUAAUUUCGACUACAUAUUGACUGCUGGGGGAAAGUGGUUCCUGAAAAGCGCAAUAUACUACGAGAACAACACUGUUGUGGGCUGCCACAACUGCAAUGGACAGAACAACAUCACGGAAAUAGGGUUUGAGUACGCGUACAAAAAGGUGAUCAACUCUACACUUAAGUUCAUCACUACCUCAAAACAUAAGGCUUACACAUUCUUUAGGACAACCACGCCCGAUCACUUUGAGAAUGGUGCGUGGGACAGUGGUGGUUAUUGUAACCGGACAAAACCCUUUAAAGAAGGUGAGGUAAAUAUUAGUUCUGUUGACGAAGUUAUGCGAAAAAUCGAAUUGGAGGAAUUUGAGGCAGCAUCAUCCACAGGUAGAGCUCCAUUAAGACUGUUUGACACCACCAUUCUCUCCUUGUUGAGGCCAGACGGGCAUCCUGGAGUGUAUAGGCAAUUCCAGCCAUUUGCUGGUAAGAAGAAAGACGAGAUUAACGUUGCACAAGUUCAAAAUGAUUGUCUGCAUUGGUGCUUGCCAGGACCUAUCGAUUCUUGGAAUGAUUUGAUGUUGAAAAUGUUGCUCAGCAGUUAACAAUAUUUCAUAUGAUAAAUGAAUGAUGAUCAUUGUUUGAGGAAAAAGAGAGAAAUAGUGUUUUUUUUUUUUGGGGGGCGGAGGGGGG
Molecule: messenger RNA, 2299 nt
Organism: Oldenlandia corymbosa var. corymbosa
Lineage: Eukaryota; Viridiplantae; Streptophyta; Magnoliopsida; Gentianales; Rubiaceae
Source: the annotation of a GenBank genome assembly